Molecule: messenger RNA, 1500 nt
Organism: Mesocestoides corti
Lineage: Eukaryota; Metazoa; Platyhelminthes; Cestoda; Cyclophyllidea; Mesocestoididae
Source: the annotation of a GenBank genome assembly
AUGGUGCUGCUUGGUGAUAGUCUUUCACCGGUUAAAACUCCUGGUACUCCAUAUUCUGUCAGCGUCCUUCGAAAAAGCCUUCAUCAACGAGAAAGGUUUUUUAUGUCUUCUCCGACGCCCUUGAAAGUCCGCAACGAAAACAAUCAAAUUACCCCUCUGAGACCCUCAGCUGUCCUCUCUCCGCCUUUUGAAAAAUCCAGGGACAGUCAGUCGGGUAGGACGUCGCUCGAUACUCCGGUCAAUCAGAUUUCCCCAUCAAAAAAGCCAAAAAAACUCUGCGAGUUUCCGUGGACGGAGUUGGCCAAGAAGCGCGGUUUCACCUGGGAGACUUACGCCUCCGCGUCGAAACCCUCAUUUGAGGUAGUCACGAAAACGCCUAGCCGUCAGGGUGCCCUUCGAAUGCAGACGCCCUCCAAGGUUCAACGAUUCGGCCAGCCAUCCUCCCUGUCUUCCAAACAGACGCCUUGUAGAUUUGCGUCUAAAGUGGAGUCGGUCCGUCGGGUCACCAGUAACACUCCUGCGACAGGAGUGCUCUUUGAGGAGACGCCAAAGCCGCCGCGACCCAAUCGCGUGAAAGUGGGUGCUCUGUUUUCUUGUCAAACCGCAAGAAGCCCCUCCCUUGAGAGAGACUCCAUGGAGGAAGAGGCAUUAGAGACGGUUUCUGUUGUCGCAGAUCCCCCGAAAAUGCGUCUACAGUGGCCGUGGACCGAGAAAGCUAAGAAGAUGCCGUUUAGCUGGUCGAUGCCGCAACCUGCUGCCGCCGCCGCCGCCGCCGCCGCCACCUCCACCCAUCAGCAUCUGCCAUCACCAUCGCCGCCGUCUCCACACAGUCCUUCUCUCCUUCCCACAAACGCCCUCAAGAACGCCAUGCCAGGUGCACCACCGCCUGUUGCAGCGUCUUCAUCGUCACGGCAGGGUAUACCCUGGAACGCAUCGACGAGGUGUUCAAGAGUUGUUGAAGACGUUAGAGCCGGUCCUGGGUCGACAGCGGAUCCUCGUGAGCGACUCCAAAGCCAACCAACCACCAGCACAUCGACUCCUAGUGGAUGCGCGUACAGAAGAAUCGAGACACCGUGGAGUAAACUGCUGAGGGAGAAGGGUCUUGACGAGUGUCGACGGAUCCACGCCGAGAGGCUGAAGACCCUGCACGAGUCCAGACGUCAGCAGGAAGGCGCUGACACGCCGCUACGGAAACAGCAGCCGCCCCAGCAGGCACUUCAGGACGCCUCAACGAGGUCUUCUAGAGCUCAAGAAGACGGUGGAACUGGUGAUGGUGGGACAGCCGAUCCUGACGAGCGACUCCAAAGCCAACCACCUGCCAACACGUCUACUCCUGGUGCAUGCACGUACCGAAGAAUCGAGACACCGUGGAGUAAACUGCUGAGGGAGAAGGGUCUUGACGAGUGUCGACGGAUCCACGCCGAGAGGCUGAAGACCCUGCACGAGUCCAGACGUCAGCAGGAAGGCGCUGACACGCCGCUACGAAAGCUGCCGCCUUAG